AUGGCGUCGGAAGAGCUCGCAAAGAAGCUUCAGUCGCGACUGGCCGCAUCAGAGGAGACCGAGCAGAGGCCGGAGCUCGAGGAGACCAUCGUCACGACCAAAUAUCAGGAGUCCGAAGCAGCUUGUGGCGACACUUCGUCCGAGCUGUCUGCGAAACUAAACCGACGGCUCGACAUAAACGAGGGCAACGCUCCCCCUCGGGCUAGCCGCGUCUUCAACCCCUACACGGAAUUCAAGGAGUUCUCCCGAAAGCAGAUUAAGGAGAUGGAGGUGAUGUUUAAACGAUAUGACACUGGCAAAGAUGGAUUCAUCGACCUAAUGGAGCUCAAGCUGAUGAUGGAGAAGCUUGGUGCCCCACAGACUCACCUGGGCCUGAAGAACAUGAUCAAAGAGGUGGAUGAGGACUUUGAUGGAAAACUUAGCUUUCGAGAGUUUUUGUUGAUCUUCCGAAGAGCAGCAGCGGGGGAGCUGCAAGAAGAAAGUGGUCUCAUGGCGCUGGCCAGACUGUCUGAAAUCAACGUCUCCACCGAGGGAGUGAGUGGGGCCAAAGACUUUUUUGAAGCUAAGAUGCAGGCACUGUCUGUGGGCAGCAAGUUUGAAGCCGAGAUCCGCGAGGAGAAGGAAGAACGCAAGAAGCAGGAAGUGGAGAAAAAAGAGAGGCAAGCUGCCUUCAAACAGCUGCAGUCGGCUUUCUGCUCAUGACGCUCGGACAGGAAGCAGACGGGCAAUCCUGAAAAUGCACAUUCAAAAGUACAUUCACGUUGCAGAUAUUCUUAAAUGAUAACACUCAAAAUUUGGCACUUUAUAACAAAGUUAGUUCGACACUCACUUCAAUAUUUGAGCAACGAUAUUAUUAAUUUUGUUUUACAAUGGAAAGGUGAAUGCACUACAUCCGAUAAGAAAACAAGUGGGGACCAGUCCAGAUGCGCGGAUGUCUGUGAGUGUGCCAUUGUCUUGCAUUUUCACCCGAAAGUCAAAAUAUUCAUUUUGUGCUGUAUUCCGUAAACACUGUAAAGUGUAUGUUGUCUCGCAUCCCCUCAUUGGCUUCAAUGUACUAUUGUGUGUAUUGGGUCUACGAAGUGUGACGUUUCAGUUUGGUCAUGUUUUCACCCUCACCUUGUUUUUUUUUUUUUUCCUCCCUCCACAAUAGCAUUCGAAAUGUGUGAAUAUUUGCAACAUUCAGUAUGUGUGUUUAUUUGACUAAUAUAUUGAGAUAUAUGUGUGUGUGACAAUAUUGCCUCACUAGGCUGGUAGGGAAGAAAGGCCUUACAAUGUUAGCGCCUGAAUCGUAAGUCUAACAAUACCAUUCUGGCCUGAGUCAUUUUUUUAUCUUACUUUAUUUAUUAUUAUUAUUAUUAUUAUUAUUAUUUUAUUUUUUUGUGCCCGAAAUCAUUUCUUGAUGCUGGCCACCUCUGAUGAAAACGCCUAACAUCUGGGGUGUCCAAACGUUUUUGUUUGGGGGCCAUGUGCAGAAAAAUGGAAGGAUGAAAGGGCCAUUUUUAAAUUCUUCAACUUUUUGAAACACGCGAAAGUCAGUCAGCAAGAAAGCAAUUAUAUAUUCUAUAUUCUUUGUAUUCUCUAGUUAAUUCCAUCAGCUUUCUGUUAAAGGUGUUAAGGCAAAUAGUUGAGGAUCUUUCCAAAUUUUUGGGGUGGCCAACAGCCGUCUCGCUCCCAGAGUAGAUCCAGCUCUACACUAAAUAGCAGCCGCCUCCCAUUGCCACAUUCAGAACAACAACAAAAAAAAAAAGAACAAAUUGUAGUCAAGUGACCACUUUUCAAACAGUUCCAUGUACUUAAUGAUCAUCAAUGUGAUAUCUUCAUAACACAUGAGCCAUAGAGCACAAAGUGGAAGAAACACAUUUUGCCUCUAAAAUUGAAUUAUCUUUAUUCACUACAGAAUUUUGAAGAUAAAUUGUGUCAUAAAUGGUUUAUUUGUAUCUUCCACUAUAGAGAAGUUCUACAGUAAUGGCACCUAUUUUUGUGACAACCUCCCUUCUCACUCUGCCCACCUUCACCUUUUUUAAAAUAAUCUUGCAGCCCAUUCAAAUAUCAUUUUUAGUUUUUUGGGUCUUUUUUUUUUGGUCAUGUCGCUGGCCGCUGAAAAAUGGAUGGCGGGUCACAAAUGGUCCCCGGCCCAUAAUUUGGAAACCUAUGACCUACAUCACUCCAUUCCCCCCCUGAAAUUAAAUUUUUCAUAAAUAUAUUCCAAAUUUGUUUCAGUGGGUUGUGUUUUCUAAUAAAACUGAAAAAAAAAAUGACUCAAGCUGUUAUUUUUAGAAUGGUGACUAUUAACUAAAAUAGCCUGAAGCGGUAGUGGGCAAUUUUUCAAAUCAUACUGUUGGACGAAUGUAAUAAAUAUUUUGAGUGCACUCAGCAUUCAAAGUCAGAAUUGAUUUGCUUUUCAUAAAUAUUAGCAGUGUGUAUUUUUUUUAACAGUGACAUGACAACUGAUACCACGAUUUCAAUGUUUGUUUGGAAAUGGAUUCAUCCAGGGUUGUCCUAGCUUAGCAUACGGUUGUCCUAGCUUAGCAUACGGAACUGGAAGCACUUACAAUCUUGCUCUUAAAGGGAAAGUCAAAUUAAAAAUGUGGUUUAUGCGCCCCCACUAGUCCAAACACAGUCUUGUAGACACGGUAGACCACCUGUUUUCUGGGGUUGGUCAUGUGAUGUCCACAAGCUGAGCACUGAGUCGCUGUGACAUCAUUUUCAGUCGACAGCAAGUAGCAAAAUGGCAGCAUCCUAAGAUGGAUAAAAACAUCGGCCAAAUUCAUCUUCCACAUACGCAAUAUUAAUCAGAAUGCCGUGUUUAGACUUGUGGACAAUUCAGAACAUGUAAAGAAAGUUUUUGACUUCCCAUUUAAUAAUGCUGCUCAUGAUUUUUUUUUCGCACAGCAAUUGGCACUUUGUAUGUCUGAUUAAAUUAUUCACAGUUAUGGAAAUUUAAAACGCAGUGUUUGCUGCUGGGUGGCCUCUGUCUUCUGUUUCAAUGAUAAGUUAGAUCAUCCCAAAAAAAACAAACAAAGUCAUCGGUGCUCUUCAUUGCAUCGCAUUCACUCAAAAUAUUUUGGAAUCCAAUAUUUAAAUCACUGACCAGAGUCCAUGUUGAUUGCAGAAUCUUUUGUCAUCGCCCUUUGGAACUUUUUUUGUAACUUAAUUUAAUUGCAUGUUAUAAUUCAAGAAUUGAUCAAGCGUUUCUGCAUUCCUAGCUAUUUUGGGCAGCUUACUUGUGUUAAGUUUACGUUGCUUCUGAACAGUGAUGGGCCAUCAGGACCAGGUAGGCCUUUUCUACUUACUGUUAAUGUAAAUUAAGGUAUUUUUUUCCAUUAAAUCACUAUAUUCCA
Messenger RNA from Hippocampus comes (tiger tail seahorse), 3341 nucleotides. RefSeq names its product EF-hand domain family, member D1 (gene efhd1). NCBI's taxonomy places the organism in Eukaryota, Metazoa, Chordata, Actinopteri, Syngnathiformes, Syngnathidae. Bases 1 to 702 code for a protein of 233 amino acids. Gene Ontology annotation, molecular function: calcium ion binding. The record is from RefSeq and is a predicted model, not a curated record. The transcript is spliced from 4 exons.